GCCCCAGUGGCGGGUCCUGGGUCUCCCCAUUAUUCGUGCCCUCCAAGAGCCCCAGGGAUUCCCUGUGGCAGGGAUCCCCAGAGUAGAGACCCCCUGACCUACUAAUUCCGUUCCUGGAGUCCCUCUCCCUGGGCACUCAUUGACCAGGAGAGCAAGGCCGGAAUCACUGUCUAAACUCUGCAGGAGAAUGUGGGGGUCCCCCAGAAGACCGCCUGCACCCCUAUGGCCAGCCCGAUCGUCCCCAGCCCCACCCCCUAGCAUCAGGUCCCUUCAGUGCUCACACUCAACCCACCCGCAGGACUUGAUUGCCGGUUUUUCCCGCCUCGUUUUCCCGCCUUCUCCCGGCUGUCCAGGCGGGCAGGGCUGCCCUGCCCCCUCCGCCUUGCCUGCUCUGCUCUGGCCAGUCUUGGCGGGCACACAGUAACCCAUGCUGGGCGCUUGGACAGGGUGCUCAGAGCUGGGGGGCCCAGCAGUGGGGAAGACUGACCCUGCGGGUGGUCUCUGGGAGGGUAAAUUCUUAUCUGGGGAGACAGGCAAGAAAUGAAUAAAUGAAGCGGAUCAUUUCAGACACUAGGUGCAGUGAAGACAGGACAAUAGCUGGAGAGUGACCAGCAGCCAUGUGGGGGUGGGGAGAGCGGAUAUUCUGGUUGAAGUGGAGAGGUGGGCCUCUCUGGGAAGAUGACAUUUGAGCUGAGAUCUGAGAGGAGAAACCAAGGAUAGAUGGGCCCAGCAAGGGAGGGCAAGCUCAGAGGCAGGAAAAGGCUGAAGGGUGUAGGGGGAGCCGCAAGGAGGCCGGCGUAGGCUGGACAGACGCGAAAGAAGGGAGGUCGGAAGGGGACGAGGUCAGAGGGGUGUCAGAUAAGGUCUCACAGGCCACCAGGAGAGCUUUGGUUUUCCUCUUGGGAGCAGCAAGUAGCAUGGGAAGGCUGUGAGCAGAAAAGCAAUGAGUCCCCAUCUGUUUCACAAGGCUUCUCCGGCACUGUGUAGAGUCCCUUCCAGCUUGGCAUUGGCGCUUCUGCUCUGAUUUCCCCAGGUGCAAACAGAGUCAUGCCCCGACCCCGAGAUGUCCACAUCCUAAUCCCUGGAGCCACCGAACAGGGUAGCUUCCGUGGCAACAGGGACUUUGCAGAUAGGGUUAAAUGAAAGAUCUUGAGAUGGGGCGAUUUGUCUAGAUCGUCCAAGCUGGCCCGACGUCCUCAUGAGAUUCCUGAUAAGUGAGAGGAGAGAGGGUCAGAGUGACAACGGAAGCAGGGGUUGGAACGAUGAGACCAAGAGGCAAGGACUGUGGGAAGCCCCUAGGGGCUAGAGAAGGCAGGGGACAGAUUCUUCCUCCUAGACCCCUGGAACACAGUCCUGCUGACACCUCGAUAUUACCCCUCGGACCCAUUUCAGACUCCUGACCUCCAGAACUGCGAGAGUAUCAAGUUGGGUUGUUUUAAGCCACUAAACGUGUGGUGAUUUGUUACAGAAGCCAUAGGAAACUAACAUGCUCCAAUGCACAAAGCCCAGACACACUAACUGUCUCCAACUUCAGGACCCUGCUAGCAGACAUGCUCCGGGUGCUCAGCCAUCAGCCACGAGUGGGCCACGUCGCGGGUGCGAGCAGGUAUCAAGCAGGCCUGCUGGCGCCUGUGAAGCAAACGAGACCUUCCAAAUGGAGAAUACCUGCUGCAGGAAGCUGGCCCAUCCCUGGUGCAAGCGUAUCAUCCGCUCAUGCCUGCUGCGGCAGAAACACAGCGUGGCCCAAAGAGGGGAUGCAUCUGGUGCAGGGCCCGCAGCCCAGGCUCCUUCGACACCUGAGGUUAACGCAGAAAGAGGUGUCUGGCGUUCCCUGCAGAAAAGCCCGCGAGGGGUAGUAACACAGGGCCCCAUCUCUCUACUCAUUUCGAGACAGUCAGAGGAGUUAUUUGGGUUAAUUAACAAACACGAAUAAUGCUAUGCCAAGCAUCUCCGAAAGAUGCUUACAAACCAGUCAGGGAGACGAGGUAUCGAUGUCCACAAAAGACAUCGUGUAAAUUCAAAUGGCACAGCAGAGACGAUGGAUGAGGCCUGCCAGAGUCUGGAAAAUGGACACUUCCGAGUGCUUCUUCCACAUCGGUGUCUCUCGCUCUUAAGCACCAGCCCAUGUGCAAAUCAGGUACCAGGAAAAGCUGGUAGGUGGCAAAGGGCCUCGGUUUCCCUUCUGCAAAAUGAUAUGCUCUUAAAGGUCAGUAAGUCAUUCAACAAACUUGUAUUAACCUCCCUUGUCCAAACCAGGUCCUGGGGCCAGCAGACAUUGGUGGACAUGAAGCUUCCUGAGACAAAGCCCCACCCUGGAGGGGCUCCCGACCAAUGGGGGAGACAUAGGAGAACAGAGAAACCUCAGUUGUGCAGGGAGAUGGUUCUUCGUGACGGCGUGCAUCUGUGGGUGGACCACACAAUGCUCCGAGCCAAUGCCAUUCAUGCCAGGUUUCUUGUCUGGGCUGUAUUCUAAACAGGCGGGCAUAAAUAUAAAGCCAUUAAAAUGAAGGUGAUUGUGUAUGACCCUGAACAUGUGAGCCCGGAGAGGCGCACAGACCACAUCGGGCAGCCGUCCGAUGGGGCAGACAGUAUCUCUGCGCCCAGUCACUGAGCUGCUCCUGACACCCACCUCAGCAGAGCACUUGGAAGGGCUCUUCCCACCCAGGCCCCCCAAACCCUGGCAUGGCGACAGGUGUUGCCUGUGUGGCAGAAAUGAUGGCUCCUGACAGUUGUUUUUGCUCGUUAUUGCCUAGGAAAGACUGGUCGGGACCGUUUCGCCAACCGGUGGGGACUCUGGGAUUCCCAAGCUGCCGCCCACUCCCAAGCAACUAUCCUGCCUCCCCUCCUCCGGGCCAUUGGGGAUCCCUUCCCAGAACCCUGGCUGGAUGAUGUCACAGAUGGGUGACCUCACUGCGGCCAAGGAACUGGGCACCUCAGUGGCAUGGAGGAGGGGGAGGAUGUUUCCCCAGCCACCCAACCCUCCAUGUCUGUGGUGAAGUUGAUCGAUUUAGUGCUGCCCAAGGAUGCGAUCUACCUGGCUGGCUCCUGCGUAAAAGGGCAGGUGGUUCUCACCCUGCACAGCACCCUGGUGGACCCCAUCGUGAAGGUGGAGCUCGUGGGACGGGGCUACGUGGAGUGGAACGAGGAAGUCGGGGCAUACCGCGAUUACAGCAGGGAUGUCAUUUGUAACAACAAGGCCGACUACGUGCACAAGACGAAGACGUUCCCAGUGGCGGAUAAUUGGUUAAGUGCAGGCAGCCACACCUUUGACUUCCAUUUCAACUUACCUCCCAGGCUCCCUUCUACCUUCGCCAGCAAAAUCGGCCACGUCUUCUACUACGUGCAGGCCUCCUGCGUGGGCCGGGAGCACAUACUGGCCAAGAAGAGGAUGUACUUGCUAGUUCAAGGGACUUCGGACUUCCACAGAGAAAACCCGCUGCAGAAUCCCCUGUUCGUGGAGGCUAAGAAGAAGGUUUCUUACAACUGCUGCAGCCAGGGCACCAUCUGCCUCCAGAUCCAGAUGCAAAAGAACAGCUUCACGCCCGGGGAGAGGGUCAUCUUCACCACGGAGGUCAGCAACCAGACCGGCAAGUGCAUCAAGACAGUCGUCUUUGCCCUCUACGCCCACGUGCAGUACCGGGGCUUCACCCCCAAGGCGGAGCAGCGGUCACGUAUGGACAGCAGCACACUCCUCCGGCAGGAGGCCAAUACCCAGAUCGCGCCCUUCAACACCGCCAAGAUCGUCAGCACCCUCGGCCUCCCGCCUGUGCUGUCUGUGAGCAGCGACGUGGCCGACAGCGAGAUCAUGAGCACCCAGUACGAGCUGGUCGGCACCGUCCACCUGCCCUGGUCCCUGACCUGCGUGAAGGCCAAGGUCCCCAUCGUCAUCACCAGGACCGCCUUGGACUCAGACAGCUGCCAGCCGCAGGAGGGGGCGGGUGUACCCGUGAGGGAGGAUUGCCAGCAUUAAGUGCCCAAACUUCUAAAUAUCGAGAGUUUUAUCACUCUACCGGUGGCCCUUCCUUCGUCUUGCACAGGUGGCCUUCCCAUGGGUCUGGGUGUGCGGGGGCACCUUGCCUGAGCUUCCCCAGGCUCCAGCCGCUUCGGCAUCCAUUUCUCCCACCACCCCCCCCAGAAAGGUCACGGCCAGAAGACAAAGUGAACCGACAAGCUGUCCUGACCCUGCCGCGAGUUCGUUAGCCAGCGCUCCAGACCCAUCUCCGUGAUGGAGUCUAAAGGUGCUGACCAGGGGUCCUCAGCCAGGUUCUGUCCUGCAGGGGACGCCGGGCCAUGUCUGGGAUAUCCACGGGUUCACGAGUGUAGGGGUGCUCCUGGCACCAAGUGGGUGGGGGCCAGGACAGCCCGGGCCCAGGGAGUGAUCUGGCCCCAAAUGUCAGCAGUGCCGAGGGGGAGAGCAGUUCACGGGGAGCAGGUGGCCAUCAAGUCCCAGGGCUGGGUCUAUGGGCCUGUCACCCACAUCGGCUCCUGCUGCUGCUCCCACUCACACCCCUCCUGGGGUUCCACCCACUCCACUUGGGGUAAAAGCCAAAAUCGUGCCCGCAAACGGCAUACACGAUGGCCACCUCCAGCCCACCGGCAAGCAGGAGCUCUCCUCCCAAAUCUGCCCGGAGCCUGCUCAUGUCCCUCCCCCCACCGCCUCAGCGUGCUUCCGUCCGUCCGUCCGUCCGUCCACCAUCUCCACUCACCUGGACCAGUGCGGUCACCUGCCCCGCCCCCGCAAAUAAAAACCUAGAACACCCACUUAAACUUGAAGGUCAGAGAAACAGUAAUUUUUUUUUUUUUCAGCAUAAGUAUAUCCCGCACCAUACUCGGGAUAUACUUAAGCUUAAAAUAUCAUCCGAUGUUUAUCAGCUCUUCCAAUGUGAGCCAGCGACCUGGACGUUAUCCCGCAAUCCAGUUCCCCAAGCAAGUAGAAGACCCUCCGCACAGAUCAGGCCCCCUCAGUCCUCGACCUAAAACCUUCACCGUUCCCACAGCACCGGCCUUGGCCCACCAGGCCCUGCAGGGCCAGGAAUGGACCGGAGUCUGGUUUUCAGGCUCAUGACUCUGAAAUGUUUCUCCAGGCAACUGCAGGCUGUAAAACACACCCGCAGCUGCCUUGCCUGCCGCAGGCAGGAGGCAUAUAAACUUGCAUGGCAGCCCUCCACCCCACCCCCCGCGGCAUCCUGGAAGAUUCCGGAAGAGGCGGCAGGUAACGCCAACGGAGCCACUGUUGCAGAUCCAACUUUUCUUGGGAAGCGGGGCAGACAGGAUACACAGAUUUAUUUGUCUUCCAUUUUGGGGGGUGGAGGCAAAGACCCCUCACUUUUAACCGUUUUCAGGGUAUCUGCAAAGGAGCCAGUGGGGUGGGUGUCCUGGCUCCCCGGAGGGGGUCCCAGCGUGGGGAGGUGCCCCCGUUGCCUUGGGUGUGGGAUCUUCGCUUUGCACAGGACAAAAGGAUCCAUCCCUGGUGUGGCAUCAUCAGGCUGCCUCACUUCCCAGAAACUCACAAAAAAACUUGGCCGGGGUAGGGAGGUGGGGCGGGGGUCUUGCAUCACCUAAUGUCCUCAGC
Pteropus alecto (black flying fox) is the source of this 5572-nucleotide messenger RNA. RefSeq names its product arrestin domain containing 5 (gene ARRDC5). Bases 2942 to 3970 code for a protein of 342 amino acids. Lineage: Eukaryota; Metazoa; Chordata; Mammalia; Chiroptera; Pteropodidae. Gene Ontology annotation, biological process: protein transport. The transcript has 3 exons. Gene Ontology annotation, cellular component: cytoplasm. The record is from RefSeq and is a predicted model, not a curated record.